Molecule: messenger RNA, 2656 nt
Organism: Vigna umbellata (rice bean)
Lineage: Eukaryota; Viridiplantae; Streptophyta; Magnoliopsida; Fabales; Fabaceae
Gene: CUL4
Product: cullin4
Biological process (GO): ubiquitin-dependent protein catabolic process
Cellular component (GO): cullin-RING ubiquitin ligase complex
Molecular function (GO): ubiquitin protein ligase binding
Source: RefSeq, a predicted model, not a curated record
CUCUUCUCUAUAGUUUGGGUGACAACACAAAGCCAAACAAACACAAUGGUGUGUUGAUCACUCUCCCUUCUCUCUUCCUCUUUCUCCAUUUGAUGUCUCUCCCCACCAAACGGUCGGGCACCGCUGGUUCCUCCCCGUCGCCGCCACCCCCUAUGAAAAAGGCCAAGUCGCUCCUCCUACGCGCCCCCUCCGACGACGCCGUUUUGGACUCUUCCUCCAUGCCUCUCGACGACGAUCUCCCCAAUGCCCGCGCCGCCAAUCUUUCCCGCAAGAAAGCCACCCCGCCCCAACCCGCCAAGAAGCUCCUCAUCAAGCUCCACAAAGCUAAGCCAACACUGCCCACAAAUUUUGAGGAGGAUACAUGGGCAAAACUAAAGUCUGCCAUUUGUGCUAUAUUUUUGAAGCAACCUAACUCCUGUGACUUGGAGAAGCUUUAUCAGGCUGUGAAUGAUCUCUGCCUUUAUAAAAUGGGUGGAAAUCUUUAUCAACGAAUAGAGAAGGAGUGUGAAUCACAUAUAUCUGCAGCGUUGCAGUCUUUGGUUGGCCAGAGCCCAGAUUUAGUUGUUUUCCUCUCUUUAGUUGAGAGAUGUUGGCAGGAUCUUUGUGAUCAAAUGUUGAUGAUUCGUGGUAUAGCCUUGUAUCUGGACAGGACCUAUGUGAAACAAACGGCAAAUGUACGGUCAUUAUGGGACAUGGGCUUACAACUUUUCCGCAAACAUCUUUCAUUGUCUCCUGAAGUAGAACACAAAACUGUUACUGGUCUUCUUCGAAUGAUUGAAAGUGAAAGAAAAGGUGAAGCGGUGGAUAGAACCCUUCUAAACCAUCUUUUGAAGAUGUUUACUGCUCUGGGAAUUUAUGCGGAAAGCUUUGAGAAGCCAUUCCUUGAAUGCACAUCUGAAUUUUAUGCUGCUGAAGGUGUGAAAUACAUGCAGCAAUCAGAUGUUCCAGAUUAUUUGAAGCAUGUGGAGAUAAGAUUGCAAGAAGAGCAUGAAAGAUGCUUGAUCUACUUGGAUGCAAGUACUAGGAAGCCAUUGAUAGCAACAGCAGAAAAACAACUUCUUGAACGUCAUAUACCUGCCAUCCUUGAUAAGGGCUUUGCAAUGCUUAUGGAUGGGAAUCGUAUCGAAGACCUUCAGAGAAUGUAUUCACUCUUUUUAAGGGUCAAUGCCCUUGAGUCAUUGAGGCAGGCAAUUAGUUCAUACAUCAGGAGAACUGGUCAGGGCAUUGUUUUGGAUGAGGAGAAGGAUAAAGAUAUGGUUUCAUCCCUUUUGGAAUUUAAGGCUUCUCUUGACACAACAUGGGAAGAAAGCUUUUCCAAGAAUGAAGCAUUCUGUAACACCAUCAAAGAUUCAUUUGAGCACCUCAUCAAUCUUCGUCAGAACCGGCCUGCAGAGUUGAUUGCCAAGUUUUUGGAUGAAAAACUUCGUGCAGGUAACAAGGGAACUUCAGAAGAAGAGUUAGAGGGCACACUUGAUAAAGUCCUGGUUUUAUUCAGGUUCAUACAGGGCAAGGAUGUGUUUGAGGCAUUUUAUAAGAAAGAUCUUGCUAAAAGACUACUGUUAGGAAAGAGUGCUUCUAUUGAUGCUGAGAAAUCUAUGAUCUCCAAGUUGAAGACCGAGUGUGGCAGCCAGUUCACUAACAAACUAGAAGGGAUGUUUAAGGACAUUGAAUUGUCUAAAGAAAUAAAUGAGUCCUUCAAACAGUCAUCUCAGGCUAGGACAAAACUCCCAUCAGGGAUUGAAAUGAGUGUUCAUGUCUUGACAACUGGGUACUGGCCAACAUAUCCACCCAUGGAUGUUAGACUUCCUCAUGAAUUGAACGUUUACCAGGAUAUUUUCAAAGAAUUCUAUCUAAGCAAGUACAGUGGAAGGCGUCUGAUGUGGCAAAAUUCAUUAGGUCACUGUGUAUUAAAGGCUGAGUUUCCUAAAGGGAAAAAGGAGCUGGCUGUCUCCCUAUUUCAGACUGUUGUGCUGAUGUUAUUCAAUGAUGCUGAGAAACUAAGUUUUCAAGAUAUCAAGGACUCUACUGGUAUUGAGGACAAAGAACUGAGAAGGACUCUGCAAUCACUUGCCUGUGGAAAAGUUCGUGUCCUACAAAAGUUGCCAAAGGGUAGAGAUGUGGAGGAUGAUGACUCAUUUGUUUUUAAUGACAUAUUUACAGCUCCUCUGUACCGUAUAAAGGUGAAUGCAAUUCAGUUGAAGGAGACAGUCGAGGAGAACACAAGCACCACUGAAAGAGUUUUCCAAGACCGUCAGUAUCAGGUUGAUGCUGCUAUUGUGAGGAUAAUGAAGACUAGGAAAGUGCUUAGUCAUACCCUUCUUAUUACCGAACUCUUCCAACAGCUGAAAUUUCCAAUAAAACCAGCGGACUUGAAGAAAAGGAUCGAAAGCCUGAUUGACAGGGAGUAUCUUGAGAGGGACAAGAACAACCCUCAAAUAUACAAUUAUCUGGCAUAGUUUAUUUUACUUCAUUUCACAUUUUAAAGUUUCUUUUGUUUAAUGACGUGGGUAAAGCUCUAUGUUUACUCCCUUGUCAUUUAUGUACAGUAACAACGGAUUCUCCCCACUCCUCUAUUUUUCUUUCCCUUCAUUUAUGGACAACUGUACUUUAAUUGUAAAGCAUAUUCUACCCUUUGAAUUUCUUUUCAUUUAGAUCA